Molecule: messenger RNA, 5516 nt
Organism: Pomacea canaliculata
Lineage: Eukaryota; Metazoa; Mollusca; Gastropoda; Architaenioglossa; Ampullariidae
Product: sorting nexin-30-like
Exons: 11
Coding region: 33-1574 (513 amino acids)
Molecular function (GO): phosphatidylinositol binding
Source: RefSeq, a predicted model, not a curated record
UGUUAGCAGUCUAAGCGGCUUAGUUUGCGAUUAUGGCAGAGGGCAGUGGCUUCGACGAAAUGGAAGAAAUCUUAAAUUCUCCCUCUGCACAUUCUGACGACAACGUCAAGUUUAAAGAUCCUCUUCUUACUGGAUUGGACAGAGACAGUGAUGAUGAUGGGAUGGAAAGUCUUGACUUAGAUGUGUCCACCAAAUCAGAGGGAACUGUCUCACGUAGUUCUAGUCUUAUAGCAAAUUUUCGCCUUGAUGAAGAUGAAGAUGCAGAGACACGAGAUCUUUUUAUAGUUGUGGAUGAUCCAGAGAAGCAUACAAGUACGCUUGAAGCAUAUAUUACAUUCAGAGUAACUACAAAGACCACACGUGCAGAGUUUGACAACUCAGAUUACAGCGUAAGGCGACGCUAUAACGACUUUUUGUGGCUGAGGCAACGCCUAGAAGAGACCCAUGCAACUCAUUUGGUUCCACCUUUGCCAGAGAAACAUAGUCUAAAGCGGCUGGAUCGAUUCAGUACAGAGUUCUUGCGAGUUCGACAGAAAGCACUACAGAAAUUUCUUACUCGCAUUGCAGACCAUCCCGUCCUGUCCUUUGAUAAAAACUUUCAAGUAUUUCUUACUGCUAAAGCAUGGGAGUUCCAGUCUUACAAAAAACAAGGGAAGGGUUUUAUAUCCCAAGUCACAGAUUCCAUCCACAACUUAGGAGCAUCCUACAUGAUGAAAAACAGGCCCACAGAAUUUGCACUCAUGCAAGAGUACAUCAACAUCUUUGGUGAAAAACUAGGUGUCAUGGAUCGCAUAGCUACUCGUGUUCUCAGAGAACAAGCAGAUUACCAUUCAGAACUGUGUGAGUGGGGGCCUUGCUACACACUGUGGGCCAAUUCUGAAGACCAGCUGACAGGUCCUUUACUUGCCAUGUCUGCAGCUAUUGACCAUUGUUGCCAGUCAUUAAAGAUCCUAAUUGAUGACACAGAUGAUAAUCUAGCUCAGCCAUUAAAAGAGUACAUUCUGUACACAGAAUGUAUCAAGGCUGUCCUGAGGAGGCGAGAUGCAAUUCAGAUGGAAUAUGAUAUGGUUGUGGAUGAACUUAACAAACGCAAAGAUGAACGUGAACAGUUGAAAAUCUCAGAUCAGACGUACUCCAUUGGUGCCUUUCUGGGAAAAGACCCUGAAGAUGUCAAGCACCAGAAGCAGGAAAAACUAGAGCAGCAGAUCGUAGAAUUAACUCGGCAAAUGGAAGUCCUGAAUGAUAGGUCAGUGGUGGCAAAUGCAGAUCUGAAAGCAGACAUGGAGCGUUGGCAUAAAACAAAGCAGCGAGAUGUGAAAGAAAUUCUUAUCGGCAUGGCAGAUCGACAGAUACGCUACUAUGAAAAGUGUCUGCUUAUAUGGGAGGAUGCUAUACGAGCUAUUCAGAAGAGAGAGGAAGAUGGUGUCCAAGCUCCUGUAGAUUCUACUGCCACCUCAACCACCAUCACCACCACAUCUUCAACUGUAACAACAACUUCAACAGCAGACUCUAUCAAUAGUUGUAGUAAGGUGCCAAGUAAUUCAGAUAACACAGGUUCACCUAAGAUCUCAUAAAUUAUCUCUACAAAAAACAAACCACUGUACAUAAUAUUCUGGCAUAAAUGUUGCCAGUAUCUUUUUUUCCAGAUUGAUACUUGAUAAAAAUUAAUUGAUGAAUCAGACCAAAGGAUGGUGAAUGUGAUUAAUGUGACUUUAAAUAGAAAUAUGUUAUACUUAUUUAAGUAAGAGAUAGUGUUUUAUUUAAAAAACAGAAAUAGUUUUUGUUUUUUUUUGUAAUGCAAACCUUAUUCAUUUUUCAAGCCUAUUACAGUUGAUUUGCAAAUAAAAUAAAAAUUUCUGGCACUGAACUGCAGUGUAUUUGAGUACAGCAUAGAAAUAGGCUUCCAGUGUGAGAACGAUCUUAAAAGCCUUCGUUAAAACUUGGGCUGGAUUAUUAUUGGGCUUCUUGUAUGACUCUGUGCUAAGGACACCAGCUAGUUUUGACUCCAGCUUUAGGCAAUGUAAGAAAUGAACAACAGAAGUAAGAAUGAUUCUGUGGGUUAAUAAUUUUCACUUCAUGACCUCGCUUUUACCCCAUAUAAAAGAAUUAUAAUUGUGCUUGCUGCAGGACAUUGAUGCCUGUGCAAUAGUUUGCAUCUCAAAACAGGAAUUGUUUGGAAGCUCAAUAAAACUCUUUAAAAAGAACAGUAGAAAGCGAGGCAAAGGACAUCAGAACCAUGUGGGCCCAACUGAAGGGGGUUGCCCAAAACCGGGUUCGCCGGAAAGGUCUUGUUGCAGUCCUAUGCUCCUUGAGGAGUAACAGGAAAUGAAAUCUAAACUAACUCAAUGGAACUCAGUUCCAUUCUGCAGAGGCUGCAUUCUGUUCACACCUUAAAGCUUGUAUGCAUGAGCUUCGAAAGAGUAUAUGCAUAUUCAUCCUGACCAGCUUGCCCAAACAAAUUUAAAAACGAUUGCUCCAUUAGGUCUUGAAGGUCAACCAGAGUCAAGCAUGAACAUUAAAUUCAAAUUUGCUUGUUAGUUAAUAAACAUACUGCUGUCAUUAGUUUAUCACAAAAAUGCAUUUUGAUUUUUUUAAAUGAAUUUCCUGUGGGAAAGCACAUGAACUUGUAUUACUGGACUGCUGGCAGAUGAUUUUUUCCAGUUAAUUACUAAAACGAGGCUGGUGUGUAUAAAACUUCCAGUUUGGUCACAUUCAUUGUUUAGGCUCGCCGAGACUAAUAGUGGAGAACUUUCCAAGAGGCUAAGUGCUGGUCUUGGCAGACAGACAGCAAUCCACCUAUGCAUGUCCAUGGAAAGCAUAUGUUGGCUGACCUAAAUUCUGACUUGUGACAUCACUGAAGGUAGUAGCCAGUGCAAGAGCUUUGAGGACUUGCAAAUAAGGCAUUGCCAUAAUAGCUAGCCUACUUUUUGCUAAAAACGGUCAUUAAGCUUUUUCAAAAAUACAGGGCAGAAUUAAAUGUUCUAUGUAUCCUGCCAACAAAACAAGUUAUUUGCUCAGUAUUAGUAUCUUGUAAUGAACAAUGGCUCUGGAAAUUUGAAGAUUAUCUUGCAUGUGGGCUAUCCUUUAAAGAUUUAAGUGUUGUCAUGCUAUCAAGAAAUGGUAGCUGUUCCUAUCAUUCUCAUCUAUUUACCAUGGUCUGCUGGCUGCUUUGAUUUUGCCUCUGUGCAUUUAUACACCUGUGCAUCAUGCUCAUUAGUCAGUUUACUGUCAUGUUCCAUCAAAGGGGCUGUAUUUGUGAGAUAAUGCUGGUGCUUUCUUAUUACAGUUUUAAAUAAAGCUUACAUUUUUCUUAAAUUUUGGGGGUCUUUUAGUAGUUUUAAAAUGGCCCCUCUUUACAGUUCAUCAAAGCAAGACCAAUUACACCAUGCAGCAGAUAUUGUCUUUGACACCACUGAUGUUUCAGUGCUCACAUUAAGAUUUACUUCAAGUGAUAAAUAUGUGAAUCUUACUGUUCUGCUUUGGAAUUGCAGAUUUAUGUGCAAUACUUUUGUGGUAUAAUUUCAUUAUGAAGUUGCUAUACUUACAAGACACUAGUCUACUAGUCACUAGUCUGUGGGCUUAAAAGAACAGAUUAAUUGCAUGAAUGGUGGUUGCCUUUUUUCCUAAUGUGGAAUAUAAUUUCUUUAAGCCUAAAAUGCUCGUGGAGAUUUUGAAGAACUGUAAUAUUGAUUAAAACCAUAAUAUGAAGUCCUAUGUAAAAAAUUCAAAGGAGAUUUCAAGUGAAGGAAAGCAAUGUUUCUUUUCUCAUAAAGUCAUCAGCUAAAGAUAAGUGCUUAUGUUUUGUGCCUUUCCGGUUGUGUUGUAUAUCUGCAUCACAUUCAAUGCUGUGAUCGCAAUUAUUUCUUCUUUAUUUGACAAAAUAGCUUCUUAUUGUAUACUUUUUUCACGAGGUGUUUCAUUUAACAAAUAGUAAGUAUUAACCAAGAUAUUCUUUAUGGAAAGUAUUUGUUUAUUUGAUUGAGAUUAGGUUUUUGGUUUUCAGAAAUCCUUAGUUAUAGAGCAUGUGGACAGACAUGUAUAUGGAUAUACCCAUUGUGGGUAUCUGUGGGCUUACAUGCACUUUAAACAUAGGAGGUAAAGCACUGGUGUCUGCAAAGUCCCAAGUAUUUGCUAUAACCAGUAUUCAGAUGUUGACUUCAGUGCCCCAUAGCACAGUUCAUAGAUCAGUCUUCACCACACUUAUUUAUUGCAAUAGAUGUUUUAUAUCUAUUUACUUUUGGCAAAAUUGGUAUCAAAUACUCAUCAUGUGUUACAUUCAUUAUCUAUCUUAUGAGUACUUUUGACAAAACUGAUUAUAUUUUGUUGGUCAGUGCAAUUUUGUAAAUUAUUUGCUCUGGCGUUUAUUAUGAAUAGUAGGUAAGGUGUGUACGUGGAGAGUGAAUGAAAGAUAGGCAGAGAGUCAUUAUAAUCCUACCAAGUCGAUGGACUUUUAUGUAUUAAGUGUCUUGUCACUAUUUAUGAACUGCAUGCAUGAUUCUGUUUCCAAUGCAUUCCAUUUCCAUAUUUGUAAGCAUGUCUCAUUGCCAUUGUGAUCUAGCUAUAGCACAAGAAGUGUUGACUUGAUCUCUUUUCACUCUUUUGAUUUUUCACAAAAUCAUCCAAAGUGCAGUCGUCCCUUAGUGUCUGCAGGGGUUGGUUCCAAGACGUCCAUGAGUACCAGAAUCUGCGAAUACUCAAGGAUCUUACAUAAAACGGCAUAGUGUUUGUGUGUAACCUACAGAUAACUUUCCCUAGUGGGGAAGCAGCUAGCCAAGUUCUAAAGCACCGGUGUCAAAACCUAGAGGCAUGUUGGUUUUUAAUACCAGUGUAAGCACACCAAAAUUUCCCCUCUCCCUCAACCGAGCUGUCUGGAGUAGGUACCUGACCCAUGGAGAAUUGGGAAGAUAAGACAGCAAGAGGCAUCACCUCACAAAACAGGUAGCACCAAGAAAAGUGAUCUCUCUGAUACUGACUACCCAAAAAACCUAUAAAGGUUAGGGCAUGACCAUUAUUUUUAAUUCCUAAUACAAUGUAAGUGAUAUAUAAAUAGUUGCUAUACUGCAUUGUUAAACAACUAAUGGCAGUAAAAAGAUGUGUACAUUUUUUAGCAUAGAUGCCUCAUAGACCUACGUACAGAGUAUAUGGCAACAUAUGGUAGAGAGAAACUGAAAUGACAGGAGGUUAUUCUAGCACAUCUACGUGGAUUAAAGUAGUAAAUUCAAAUUUUGCUUUUUGGAAUUUUGAAUAUUUUUUUAUCUGUGGUUGUUGAAUCUCUGCGGACGUGGAACCAAUAAAUACAAAAGGGUGACUGUAUAGUUCCUCAGAAACCAGAGUUAUGCCAUGUAGGAAUAAAAUGAAUAGCUUCAUGGAGAAAAAAUAAAAUGGAGCAUAUCUGUAUGCUUCUAACCUUCCAUUUAUGAGAAAUUAGUAUAAUUCUAACGUGUGUAAUUAAAAAUACAGUGGAACCUCGGUUAACGAACUUAAUCCGUUCUGGAAAGCUGUUCGUUAUCCGAUGU